AUCUUUCCCUCCCUUGUCUCGGGAACCAAACUACUGUUGGAUAUUACUACGUCUCAAUCUCAGCCAUCCAUGUUCCAAACAAACUUUAUUGCCACAAAACCCUUCCCCCGCAUGAUCAAUGUUCAUUUGCGUUUAUCCCCACAUCACGGCUGCUACACAAAUCCUGCCGUCCCCUUGCCACCGGUAUAUCCGCGUCUAGAAUUAACCUGCUAACCCUUGUCUAUCCUGACUCCUAAGAUGGGUACUAGGGCCACCAAGGGAAACACGAAUGCAACAUGCAAAUCCUUUUUGUUGGCGCCUACCCGGCGAUUUUAUUUUCUCUCCGUCCCCUUGAUGAACUGAUGUGAUCUGCAGAUUUUCAUGGCCCCUAAGUAGGACCAAAACACCAGACGCCCAACCAGUUGUGCAACCACCAAAGCAAAACAAUAAAAAAAAAAAAGAAAGUUUGCCCGUCCUGAGCCCGGAGCCAUGGCGAACGCGAUCCCGACCACUCACAAUGGCAUUCCACUUCUUCCGCGUCCGCAGGGCGCCGACGACCCGCUCCGCUGGCCGAAAUCCAUCAAGCUAGCUGCGCUUUUCGCAUCGGCCAUGACGAAUUUCACAGCCAACUUUGCGGCAUCCGGUCUUUCUGUAGCCCAGACCAUCAUAGAGGCGCAGUUCAACAAAACGGCCAACGAAUUCAACACACUGAUGACGCUUAACUUUCUCCUCCUUGGCAUCGGCAACCUCUUCUGGGUACCCUUUGCUGUCAAGUUCGGGAAGCGGGCUUCACUGAUCACUUCGACAACUUUGCUUCUUGCUGUUCUGCUGUGGAGUGCCAACGCCACCACCUUCAACCAGCUGCUUGCUGCGAGAUGUAUUUCCGGCUUUGCGUCGGCUGCAGGCGAGAGUAUCGUGCCGGGAGUUGUUUCCGACAUUUUCUUCCUCCAUGAGCGCGCCGGCAAGAUGUCGUUCUUUACCAUCCUGAUCGCUGGUGCCUCGGCGGUUGGCCCCUUGGUGGCUUCCUUCAUCGUGCAGUACAGCCCUGGAACCUGGGUUGACUACAUGUGGGUUUGUGUGGCCUUGGCUGCGUUCAACGUGGUCCUGCUCAUCUUCGCCCUGCCUGAGUCAAAUUACCACCGCGAGAAGCCCGAGGCGGCGGACAACGGCGUGGAGACCCAGGAUAUCGAAAUUCGUGAGCCAAAGUCGCAGGCUGGUUCCACCGAUGCUGAAAAGGUGGACUCAGUCGAGGUGCAAGAAGACGAGAACCCCAUCGUGGUUCACAAGCCCUGGUCAAGCAUCUGGCCGACCUUCAUCACUUUGAACAAGUCACAGGGGUCUUUCUUGCAUGCGUGUCUGCGCCAGCUCACCCACGCUCUGUACCCGGAUGUUUUGUUUGCCAUUUUUGUCUACGGAUCCAGUCUUGCCUCGCAGAUUAUCCUGAUCUUUGCGUUCCCGAGCUUGCUCCUGGCACCUCCGUACCUCUUUCAGCCCACCGGCGUGGGCUUGAUGCAGGUGGCCGCCAUCAUCGGUCUCCUCAUCGCCACAUUCCUAGGCGGCUACCUCGUCGACGUCAUGACGCAGCGCAUCGUUGUCCGCCACCGCGGUGAAGUCUUCCCAGAGCAGCGACUGCUGACCAUCAUACCCGGUUGUCUGGUCGCUCCGGUCGGCUGCAUCCUGGCGGCUUUUGCGUGCGGUCAGAAAAUGCAUUGGGCUGUUAUUGCCGUGGCAUUUGGAAUGGUCUCCUUUGGCACCGUCUACACCCCCAACAUCGCCGCCACCUUCGUUGUCGAGGGCCACCCCGAUCACGCCGAGGAGGCCCUGGUCGCCAUCAACGUUUUCAAGAACCUGGUCGCCUUCCUGUUCCUCUACACGGCUGUGGACUGGAUUCAGUCCCAGGGCUGGAUCCAGGUGUACAUGAUUAUGUUCAUGCUGGUCUCGCUGAGCAUGCUGGCCGCCAUCCCGCUCUACCUCUUCCGCAAGCCCCUGCGCUCCUACCGCAGCAAGAUUGAUAAGCUGUUGUAAGGUUUGAGUGUGAAGUAGGAUCGGGCAGUCUGGGCAAAUUGGGACAGCUGUGGAGUCCCGAGUGAUCCGAAUCGCGCAAGGGCCUUUUUACUUUGUGGGUGGGGACGACGCCGUAUUUGACUUGAGCCUGUACCCUGGCUGCGAGCCCCGAGCAUGCAUCUGAUUACCAGAGAUAGUGCUGAAGCCUAGCAAAAGACCGAAGAAGGGCGGCAGUGUGUUUUUGUUUUUCUUUUUUUUUGGUGUCAAAGUCUAGAACAGUUGAUGUUAUUGCUUAUGGACGUCUUUUACGCGUAUGAGUUUGCGGUUAUGGCAAAUAAUUCGUGCGAGUUGCUAUUUGUAAUUACUUGUUGUUAACUUUUCUUCCGAGUAUGAAAGCAAUCUGCUUGAGUCUGUUCUGAU
Messenger RNA from Pyricularia grisea, 2403 nucleotides. RefSeq lists its product as uncharacterized. Gene Ontology annotation, biological process: transmembrane transport. The coding region runs from base 469 to 2004 and encodes 511 amino acids. The transcript is spliced from 6 exons. Gene Ontology annotation, molecular function: transmembrane transporter activity. NCBI's taxonomy places the organism in Eukaryota, Fungi, Ascomycota, Sordariomycetes, Magnaporthales, Pyriculariaceae. The record is from RefSeq and is a predicted model, not a curated record.